AUGGCGGCAUCACUUUUUACUUUCUCCUCCACUUCAAGAAGAGUCGUCCCAGCUCCAAACUCUCCUCCUCUUCCCAUAUACAUCAAAGCCACAAAUGUAGUUUUCAACCCUGAUAUUCCAAAUGUUCAUCGCGAGUUCUUUCUUGAACAAGUAUGUGAGUUCUACUACACCGCAACGGUUAAUAAUGAAAACAACGUCAUCUCCGGCACUAUUGGGCGUGGCCGUCGCUCAGUUUUCAUUACCGCUGAUCUCCUCAGUGCUACACUCAGGUUACCAAUUUUUGAACCAUUCUUUGAGUUUCCAGCUAUUGAACGUUGUCGAUGCCUCUUUGAUCAACUAGGCUAUGAUCACUCGAAGGUUGGUGCUCGAUCAGCUCUCAUUUUGCGUCAAUGUAUGACUCCAGGAUGGAAGUUCUUCACCGGGGCACUUUGCAAAUGUGUGGGUCACAAAUCUCGUAGUGGUGAUCAACUGAGUACUUAUGAGCAACUAGUUGUCUGUUCCCUUCUUCUCAACAAACAUCUUGAUUAUGGGGCCUUCUUCUUUGAUCAGCUUGUCCAAUUUCUUCGUGACAAUGUACGAGUUGAUCAUGUUCCAUUUCUACGCUGGAUUGCACUUGUCCUGGAUAAAUUUUUCGUUGAAGCCUACUACUCCCACUCUGGAAACCCCAUCCAAUGCCCACGCAUGCCAGUACGAAUGUAUCAGGAUUUUCCACUGGCAAAUGACAUCGGCAUCUCUGAUCGGAUGCGAGAAUGGAUCGCAAUUCCAUAUAUACCGUUCCUUCACUAA
Messenger RNA from Lactuca saligna, 786 nucleotides. The record is from the annotation of a GenBank genome assembly. NCBI's taxonomy places the organism in Eukaryota, Viridiplantae, Streptophyta, Magnoliopsida, Asterales, Asteraceae.